CAUAUUCCUUCAUUAUUUUUUAAUAAUUAUUACUAAAUAUUGUGUUAAAUAAACGAUCCGUAUAAAUAAUCAAACCGAUUGCAUCCUGAUUCCCAUAACUUUUAUUACGUAUCAAUAUUUUAUCAUAAAUAUUGAUUAAGUUUAUUUAUAAAUCUGAUCAAACAGUUUAGAAAUAUCAAUUUCGGCAAAUAACAGCUAAACAUAAAUAAUUGUAUAAUUAAACGAGGUGAACAAUCGUAUUGAUUGUGUAAUGAGAUUUAUUUCUAAAUUACACAUUUAUCAUCGAUAUCGCUUGUCGUAUUUAUCAUGUUUUUCUUAUGAAACGAUCGAACAACGAACAGUGGCUGGUAUUGAUCGAGAGUCAAUGACGCUCCUAAGAAAUCGUUAAUCUCGUUGAAUAUAAAUUAGCGAGAGGAUACUUCAAGGAGAAACGAAGUGGGAGAACUGGCCGUUAUCUAAUAUCAGUGUUCUCGUGUUCGUUGGCGUUAGAUGUCAGUGAUACGUGAACGGUGAUCAACGAGUGUUCUUCUCUUUGUGAUUUUUCAAAACAUGGAACAUGAUAUAGAGAAGAAUAUUGAGAAAGCCGACAAAAUGGACGUCGAAGCAGCUUUACUCGAAAAUUCGCCGACGUUGUCAACGAUUUCUUCGGAAUUGACAGAUACGACGUACUCGGUACCAGGCUCACCUUAUUCGUCAGAAUCUCCGAUCAUCGUGACGUCAUCAUAUAGGAAGACACAUACCGAUGACGAAACUACGAUCAAGCCAACACCAAGGUAUCCACAAGCCACCAGGAAGCCUAAUUUUCGGAUACGACCGCCUUACCUCAUGAUAUGCAUCAGUAUCAUAGAGAUAACCGUCCACUGCUUCGGAGACGAGGCGACGUUGCGGAGAUGGUUGGUCUAUGACCCUCGGCAAAGGGUUCAAGGGUGGAGGUUCGCUUCGUACAUGCUUCUACACUCCAACGCGCUUCACCUUGCGCUCAACGUGCUCAUCCAGCUGGUCCUGGCUACUCCACUCGAGGUUGAACAAGGAAGAAUGGGAGUAGCAACAAUUUAUUUAGGUGGUGGUGUAUGCGGAGCUUUGGGUGCUUCACUUUUACAACCUAGUCUUUAUCUAGUCGGAGCUUCGGCAGGAGUAUAUGCAUUGCUCACCAGCCAUCUUGCUCAUCUUUACUUGUGUCACGGUGAGCUACGUUACGCGAGAUGGCGUUUAGGUGCUGUUUUGUUGCUCGCUGGGGCAGAUGUCGCAUCAUUACCAAUACCAGCCUUAUUAGGCUGCGGAAGGGUUGGUUGGGCUGCACACGUAGCCGGUGCAUUGGCAGGACCACUUCUGGGUCUUGCGGUUUUCCCUAAACAAAGCAAGAAGGAUGCUCGAGGACGAGGAUUCGUCAGAUUCGUUAGAUUAAUAUCGGGCGUUAGCAUUAUGUUAUUAAUAGUUGGCGCGAUAUUGGGAAACAUAUAUCUGAUUGCAUUACCCCAAAUUAGAAAACCAUCCUGACAGAGGAUAGAAAUGCUCGUAAAACUCUGCAGGAGGUCGUUUCUAAUCGUCAAGAUACGCGAGGCCGCCGACAGUGUCUUCGAGUAAAAUUUAUGAUUUUCUUUUCUUAUAUAUAUAUAUACUGUAUAUGUAUAUAUAGCAAAGGAAAUAUCUCAUCGUCAUGGUUAUUCGCUCAUCGGAUCGAUAAUAAUCAUUGUAAUAUUACUCGCGCAUCUGUCGCGUUAAAAAAGAAGAAGAAGAAGAAGAAGAAGAAAUAAGAAAAAAAAAAAAACUCUUAAUCGUGUUAACCAAUAAGAGAUUAUAAUGACCGAACAGAAGGCCGACGAGAAA
Molecule: messenger RNA, 1827 nt
Organism: Vespula pensylvanica (western yellowjacket)
Lineage: Eukaryota; Metazoa; Arthropoda; Insecta; Hymenoptera; Vespidae
Gene: rho-6
Product: protein rhomboid
Exons: 5
Coding region: 550-1497 (315 amino acids)
Cellular component (GO): membrane
Molecular function (GO): serine-type endopeptidase activity
Source: RefSeq, a predicted model, not a curated record